CACAGACCCCACCAUGCAAAAUACUGGGGAGGGCAGCCAAGCCCAGCUUCUAUCAACAUGGAGACAUCAACAUCGGCGGGGACUUUGCCCUUCACAGUGAAACCACAAAAAUGAACAUGCAAUUCACUAGGACACCAGAGCCAAUGAAAUGUGUACGAGUUCAUUUCAAAGGCUUCCAAGUGGCCCAGACCAUGAUCUUCGCCAUUGAAGAAAUAAACAACAGAACUGACCUCCUCCCAGGUGUAUCUCUUGGAUAUAAGAUAUAUGAUUCCUGCGUCUCGACAAUAUUCUCUCUAAGAGCAGCCUUGGCUCUGAUGAACGGUUAUGAGGAAACACUGACUGACACAUCAUGCUCCACACCAGCUGUUGUACAGGCUAUUAUUGGGGCGUCCAUUUCGACUACAGCCAUUGCAAUCGCAGGAACUGUUGGAUUAUUUCAUAUUCCACUGAUCAGUCACUUUUCAACAUGUGCAUGUCUGAGCAAUAGAAAAAAGUUCCCCACAUUCUUCAGAACCAUUCCCAGUGAUUAUUACCAGAGCAGAGCACUGGCUCAGCUGGUGAAGCACUUUGGCUGGACCUGGAUAGGAGCAGUGAGAGAUGACAAUGACUAUGGCAACAAUGGGAUGGCUAUAUUUAUGGAAGCUGCUCAACAAGAAGGAAUUUGCAUUGAGUAUUCUGAAAAAUUCCGCUUAACAGAACCAGAAAAACUACUGAAGGUUGUAGAUGUUAUCAGAAAAGGUACUGCAAAAGUAAUUGUAGCAUUUCUUGGUGAGAAUGGAAUGAUCAAAUUAUUGGAGCAGCUGACCUUUCAGAAUAUUACUGGUCUCCAAAUGGUUGGCACUGAAAGCUGGAUAACAGCAAACAGUCUAGCGUCACCAAGCGGUUUCAGAACAUUGCGAGGAUCUAUCGGCUUUGCCGUCACCAAAGGCAAAAUAAAUGGCUUCAAAGAAUUUAUAUUAAAACUUCAUCCAUCCCACUACCCAAAUAAUACCUUUAUCACAGACUUUUGGGAAGCCGCGUUUCAGUGUUAUCUAAGAAAUGGAGAUGACAAGCCUCACAUAGUUCCAUGCACUGGAUCUGAGAGCUUGAUUCAACUGGAAAAUGAAUACACGGAUGUAUCUGAGCUGAGACUCUCCAACAAUGUUUACAAAGCAGUAUACGCUGUUGCUCAUUCUCUACAUGACCUGCUGGCAUGUACACCCCAUCAAGGCUGUACAAACAGCGUGAAAACAGAACCCUGGCAGGUACUUAGGGCUCUGGAAAAAGUUAAUUUCACUUUGGGAACUGGAGAGAAAGUCACUUUUGACAGUAAUGGAGAUCCGGUAGCCAGAUAUGAGGUGGUGAACUGGCAGCUUGGUCCUGAUGGUGCAGUAAAGUUCACAGUGGUUGGCUACUAUGAUGCUUCUUUACCACCUGGGCAGCAGUUUGUGAUGAGUCCUGCUAGUAUAGUUUGGGCAGGUGGGAAAAAAGAGAAACCCAGGUCAGUGUGCAGUGAGAACUGUUCCCCAGGGACCCGGAAGGCUGUGCAGAGAGGAAGGCCUGUCUGCUGCUAUGACUGUGUGCCCUGUGCUGAGGGAGAAAUCAGCAGCAUUACAGAUUCUAAUGACUGUAUUCAGUGUCUGGAAGAAUACUGGUCUAAUGAUAAAAGAGAUAAAUGUAUUUUAAAGGUUGUCGAAUUUCUGUCUUUUCAAGAAAUUAUGGGGAUUGUGCUUGUAAUUUUUUCCAUAUUUGGAGCAUGUGUUACGACAUUUGUGGCCGUGCUGUUCUUUAAAAUGAAGGACACGCCCAUUGUGAAAGCCAACAAUUCAGAGCUGAGCUUCCUGCUGCUCUUUUCAUUGAAACUGUGUUUCCUUUGCUCUCUUACCUUCAUCGGCCGGCCCACUGAGUGGUCCUGUAUGUUACGCCACACUGCGUUUGGGAUCACCUUUGUCCUCUGCAUCUCUUGUGUUCUGGGGAAAACAAUAGUGGUGUUAAUGGCCUUCAGGGCUACACUUCCAGGCAGUAAUGUGAUGAAGUGGUUUGGGCCUCUGCAGCAGAGACUGAGUGUUCUUGCUUUCACUCUCAUACAGGUCCUUAUUUGUGUGCUUUGGUUAACAAUAUCCCCUCCGUUCCCCAACAAGAACAUGAAGCACUACAAAGAAAAGAUCAUUCUAGAAUGCGAUUUAGGAUCAGCAGUGGGGUUCUGGGCUGUGCUGGGUUAUAUUGGGCUCCUCUCUAUAUUAUGCUUUGUUUUAGCUUUUCUGGCCCGUAAGUUGCCCGAUAACUUCAAUGAAGCCAAAUUCAUCACAUUCAGCAUGCUCAUAUUCUGUGCAGUCUGGAUUACUUUUAUACCAUCUUAUGUCAGCUCACCUGGAAAGUUCACUGUAGCUGUGGAGAUCUUUGCGAUUUUAGCUUCUAGUUUUGGCUUGCUAUUCUGUAUCUUUCUUCCAAAAUGUUAUAUAAUAUUAUUCAGACCGGAGCAAAAUACAAGAAGACAUUUAAUGGGUAAAAAAGAUGUGAAAUCUCAGUGA
This is a messenger RNA of Anguilla rostrata (American eel), 2510 nucleotides long. RefSeq names its product extracellular calcium-sensing receptor-like. Bases 111 to 2510 code for a protein of 799 amino acids. Gene Ontology annotation, biological process: G protein-coupled receptor signaling pathway. The transcript is spliced from 6 exons. The record is from RefSeq and is a predicted model, not a curated record. Lineage: Eukaryota; Metazoa; Chordata; Actinopteri; Anguilliformes; Anguillidae. Gene Ontology annotation, cellular component: plasma membrane. Gene Ontology annotation, molecular function: G protein-coupled receptor activity.